GAUACUUUUGAUCCCGAGGGGCAAUUAAACGAUGAACUUCCCCUCUUAAUCGCACCUACGCAUAAAUAAGGGACAAUUGCAACAAAAACAAAAGGGAUCAACGAACCUUCUCGUCAUCCUCGAAUGGAACAUACCAUUUGGAUAGCCGCGUUUUACCCUGGCGAUUCUGGUGGGCAGGGUCAGCAGUAUAAUCAUGUCAGCCAACGACAGGCGCUUGCCUGGACAAGAAUGAAUCUGAUCAUGGGAGGUGGGAAAAAACAGUCACAUGCAAUUUGGCCUUCGGUUCAAUCAAGUACUGCCUUCCCUCGAGCGCUUAGGACGCGCUCGAGAAACUACGCCUCGGGAUCCUAUUCCUGUCAUCAUAUGUCUUGCGUAUAAUUGCUUUGAAGCGCACGAUUUCUACUAGCAUAAUUUUGUAUCACAAUCAACCUCGAACUAUACCUUAAUCGCGUGCAGAGCUCGCGUUCGUAUGUCCAUACCUAAAAAUGUCGCCGACAAGAUAAGGGAACAGGAACAGCAGAUGUCUCUGCUCCGGACGGAACGCUCCAUCUUGGAAGUGAAGGCGUCUCAAUUUCAUCAUCGACUCCUUACAACACUCGAUGCCCUUGAUCAGCUCCAGCUAUCUCAUAAUGCAGAGACUGCGCAAUUGAAGCGAUCUAAUUACAUGCUUGAACAGAAGGUCUUGCGUCUACAGGCUAGGCUGACGGAAGUGAAAUCGGAGUACGAUGAUAUGCGAGAGGCAGUGGAGAGCCUCAUUGAGAAGGUGGAACUUGCGAACGGAUUCCAUUCUUUGUCCCACAGUGCCUUGCAGAUCAGUUAUCUGACGGAGCCGUCAGAAUCGUUACGCAUCAAUAAUGAGGCUAUUAAUGGAAUAUCGCACGACCAGGUUGUUCAUUCCCUCACUGAUGCAUUGGAGGAAGAAAAGAAAUUGCGAACUAAUAUCCAAAAUGUAACAAAGGCUCAGAUCGAUACUCUUCGCGCCAUGGUUGCCCGUAGGGACGCCGAAUUGGAAGAGCUCAUCCUCAACGGGUUCGGGCCAAGCAAGACCGGAGACUCGGGGGUUGAAGACUCUCGGGCAUCUAACGGCGAGGCACUAUCAAUUCUCCCGCAAGCCAGUGACAGAAACCGAGCCCUUGAGAGAGAGAUUGAGCUUCUCUGUCAAGAGGUAGGAGACCAAUUUAAAGUAAGGAACGAGGAUACGAAGGCUGAGUAUUCCAUAGUUAGAUGCAGCUAAAGCUCGCAAAUUGAGUCAUGCACCACCCUCUGCUGAGGAAACCCCUCGAUACCACUCCUCCCUCGAAACUC
Molecule: messenger RNA, 1305 nt
Organism: Cantharellus anzutake
Lineage: Eukaryota; Fungi; Basidiomycota; Agaricomycetes; Cantharellales; Hydnaceae
Exons: 5
Coding region: 470-1234 (254 amino acids)
Source: RefSeq, a predicted model, not a curated record